Messenger RNA from Cololabis saira (Pacific saury), 1554 nucleotides. RefSeq names its product protein c-Fos-like. NCBI's taxonomy places the organism in Eukaryota, Metazoa, Chordata, Actinopteri, Beloniformes, Belonidae. Gene Ontology annotation, molecular function: RNA polymerase II cis-regulatory region sequence-specific DNA binding; DNA-binding transcription factor activity, RNA polymerase II-specific. Gene Ontology annotation, cellular component: nucleus. The record is from RefSeq and is a predicted model, not a curated record. Gene Ontology annotation, biological process: regulation of transcription by RNA polymerase II. The coding region runs from base 109 to 1254 and encodes 381 amino acids. The transcript is spliced from 4 exons.
GAGUAAAAGUAGGUGUUCAGGGAUCAGUUUUCUGCUUGGAAUAAAUAGACAGUUCUAUCUUUUUGUUGUUGCUGUUUUGUUUUUAAUGCACUGAUCUCAGAUGAAAACAUGCAUCCAGACUCCAGUGCUGAGUUCGACCCAUCUUCCAGCUGUAGCGCGGCAUCUCCUGGCGGGGACACCCCUGGGUGCAGCCAGCAUCCUCCUGACUCGCUUUCAUCAUCAGUGGACGGCGCCAAGGAUGGUGUCACCAGCGCAGCAGCCUCCUUUAUUCCCACUGUGACUGCAGUCUCAACAUCGCCAGAGCUAAAGUGGAUGGUGCAGCCGGCAGCCAUCACAUCUGUCUCUCCAGCGUGCGGCCGUGCCAAAGCCAAGACUCAUGGCGCAAGGCAGUCGUCUUCCCCAGCAGGUGCAAAGAAGGCGAAAACCUCAAACAGGAAGGGGCCAAAAGAGCAGCCUUCCAAAGAGGAGGAGGAAAGGAGGAGGAUCAGAAGGGAGAGGAACAAGAUUGCUGCAGCAAAGUGUCGCAACAGACGGAGGGAGCUGAUAGACACCCUUCAAGCUGAAACAGAUUCGUUAGAAGAAGAGAAGUCUACCCUCAAGACUGAGAUAGAUAACCUACUGAAAGAGAAGGAGAGACUGGAGCACGCCUUAGCCUCCCACAAACCCUCCUGCAAACUCAUUGAAAAUGAUGAUAGUGACAGGGAGGAGGAUGAUGCUAACUCAAUGCUGCAGGAUCCUCCGGCCUCCCCCCAGCUGCUUUCCAUUCUGGAGAAUGUAAAAACACCAGAAAGCAGCACGACAAUUGGAGAAGUCCCUGCUGGUCUAGACAUGGACGGUGGCACUAGCAUCCCUGCCGCAGCCAUUCUGGGGAACUCCGACAUCCUCCUAUGCUCCAGCGUAGAAGAGGACAGCUUGGAGGACUUAAAAGGAGACGACCUGGAUGACUUGGUGCCCAGCCUGGAGAUGACAAUGACCUCCGAGACGGCCGCGUCGGUCCCUGACAUAGACCUGAGCGGACCCUUAUGCCUCCCAGACUGGGAAACCCUGUACAAGUCUUUGGCAAGCGACCUUGAAUCUUUAAGCACACCAGUCAUGUCUUCCAGUCCCACUUGUAGCAAUUACCGCACAGUGUUUUCCUUUAAUUACUCUGAGAUUGAAUCCUUGGCUGAGAGCUGCGAGGGCCUCAAAGGCAGCCUCGGUGCAUCUGAGUUAAUGAAAGAUAGUCUUAACUCUCCAACACUUCUGGCCUUGUGAAUGCAAAGAAGAUAUGCAACAAUUAUUGUAGAUGUAUUAUAACCAGCCAGCAAGCUAUGUUCUCUCUCAAAUAAUCCUUUGUUGUGUGCGCUUUGAUGAUCUGUAAACCUCAACAUCAAAGUUUGUGCAUAGAUGAUGUGUUUUCUGUGACUGUAACUGGGUUGAAUCUUCCAUAUUGUUACAAUUGUCUGAGAUGAGAUUUUGUGCCAGUAUCAAAAUGCAUGCAAGUACAAAUCAUCUGUAUUCCAAAAUGAUGUAGUAUCUAUAUCUUGUGUUUUUUAGAAUCUACAUGUGAUGUGC